Coniophora puteana RWD-64-598 SS2 is the source of this 2540-nucleotide messenger RNA. RefSeq lists its product as uncharacterized. Gene Ontology annotation, molecular function: DNA-binding transcription factor activity, RNA polymerase II-specific; RNA polymerase II cis-regulatory region sequence-specific DNA binding. Bases 190 to 1839 code for a protein of 549 amino acids. The record is from RefSeq and is a predicted model, not a curated record. Lineage: Eukaryota; Fungi; Basidiomycota; Agaricomycetes; Boletales; Coniophoraceae. Gene Ontology annotation, biological process: regulation of transcription by RNA polymerase II. The transcript has 2 exons.
GGCUGCGUUGUAAGUCAGGCCACCGCGCACGAGCCAAGCAGUGGAGGCCCAAGCAGGUAAGGGCAAGUGAUAACAUCUGUCCCACCUCCGUCACCCGCACCGCCCUUUCUUUCCCGCCCCCUCCUCCCAUUUCUGUCGUCACCACUCGACCCGCGUCAUCAUCCCAGUGUCGUCAUCAAUAUAGGUACAAUGUCCAACUCCCCUCCCAGAAACGCCGACGCUGCCGCCUCUGCUUCCUCCUCGCACAGCGACAAACACCAGCAGCAACAGUCGUCUCAACCCCGCAAGAUUCGCUCCGAUUUUGAUCUCGAGCCCAACCCUUUUGAGCAGUCCUUCAGUCGUCCCUCGCACGUCCGACACACUUCCGCCGCAAACAAUCGCGAUACAAACACUUCAUCCCCCGUCUCUGUAGGCAAGUCUUCAGAUAAGGACCGCCCAAGUUCUGCUGCCUCCAAGAACGAUGCCCGCUCGGCAUCGCCCCGCCCCGUCCUCCCUCCUCUUGCCGCCCUCGCCUCCCCAUCAGAGAACGGCUACAACUGGCAGUUCUCUUCCCUCGCAAACUCGCUAAGGGCUGGGCCUCUGUCCCCUGCCAUGCUCGCUGGCCCCCAACAGGGCUCAGAUUCUAAUUCGCAUCUCCCAUUCGACCCUUCCUCCUUCCGCACGGGCCUUACUCCUCGAAGCGGCCUCACUCCCCGCACCGGUCUUACCCCAGGUACAGGCCUUACGCCGCUUGUUGGCGGCCCUGUGUCCUUCCCACCCCCUUCCCCCAACACCGCCGCCUUCCUUGCCCUCAUGAACAACAGCUCGGCGAACUCGGGCUCAAAUGCUACCAUCACCCCCAACACCCUCUCCGCUAUCACUGGCGUCCUCAAUGGAUCUAACGGCCAGCAAUACAACAACUCCACCCCUCAUGUUCCCUCUAGCCUCUCGACGUCUCACACCGCCAAGCAGGAGGACAAUAACGGCAACUCCAACGGCAACUCCGGCGGCGACAAUGCGAUUAACUCCAACAAUAACAGCUCCACCUCUCAGGAAUCGCAGUACCUCGCCAAUGCCUCGAACGCUGCUGCAACCGCAGCAAACGGUCUCUACCUGCUUUCGCAAGCUCACCAAGAGCUGACUAAGCGGGAGGAGGCUCAAGCUCGUGCUAAUGGUGCAACACCAGCCGUCAACGGCAAGCGGGGGGCGAAGCGCAAGUCUUAUGAUCUUGACAGCCCACCUCCUCCACCGGCUCCGACCGCCCGGACAGCAAAUCAAGGUCCCGCCCCUACAAAGCGGGCACGGGCUAACACCGCUACAAGCACCACCAGCACGGGCGGCCUGGGAAAGAACUCACUUGAUGGUGAAGAGGAAGAGGAGGAAGAGGAUUUCGACGAUGACGACGAGCAAGAGCGACACCAGCAGAAUCCUCAAGGUGGUCGGAAGCAGAAGAAGCCAGAGACUGAAGAGGAGAAGCGGAAGAACUUCUUGGAGCGUAACCGACAAGCCGCUCUCAAGUGCCGACAGCGGAAGAAGGCCUGGCUGGCUCAGUUACAGGCAAAGGUCGAAUAUCUUCAAAACGAAAAUGAGCGCUUAACGUCAGCUUUGGUAUCAUCCCGUGAAGAGAUAUCACGGCUAUCAGCUCUUGUUGGCGGCGCUGUGAUCGGUCCAGGAGGAUCAACAGUCGGAUCGGGGAUGGUUCCUUCGGCCGCUCCCACUGGGGUAAGUGCCGAUGGCUUUGGGGUGGCCGUAGCUCUAAACAAAUAUCGACAGCCCGUCAGCAUGAACAUGAAUCUGAACUCAAAAGCUGGCGCGUCAGCUGCUGCGGCCUCCCGGAGUAGUGGUGGUUACGGAUACUAGGGGUCGCCACGCAGGGGCUUGAUGCCGUGCUGGUGUGUGUUGUUUCUUCGGGAUGUCACGGGAUAUAGUUGUAAUCAUUUGGUUUAAUAGGUCGUUAUAUUAUUAUUUGUCUAUCAGUGUACUCAUACACGCCCGAGUACACUCCUCGCGUAACCCGACACACCUUCGCCUUCAGCUUCAAUCUUCAUACGCUAGCAUUUGCACGUUAUAUCCAUGACAUCCCACCAGCUUCACCUCCCAUCCAUGGCCCUCUCAUGACCAUUUCGACACGGCGCAUAUACAAUGACACCAGCAUCACGGUGUAUGUACGACGUUUCAAUCGGACCUGUCUUGACUUCUGGCCAGGCGAUCACACCAUGCGGACUCUGUUCUACGACCUCUGUUACGUUUACAUGUGAGUAUACGCGAGUUGGAUCGAUUAAUCUUCUCGGCGGAUCCUCGGGCGAGCUGCUGGCACGCCGUUUGUACGAUAGUGAUGUACGUUACAUACAAAACAUGUUACACAGUGCCUACUCACAUACACAUAUGCUUCGUCGGUGGCGUCUCAUACAAGGCAGCCGCCACGACUGAUUUAUUGAUCAGAAAAUGUAGACUGUACGCUACGGUUCAAUUGUAUUGCAUAGAUUUGGAACCUUCCACAGUUUGCGACCAAUGUGAUUGACAUUUGCCUCUCGCCUUGGAGACGCAAACGUUCCUUGCCC